Messenger RNA from Closterium sp. Naga37s-1, 1707 nucleotides. NCBI's taxonomy places the organism in Eukaryota, Viridiplantae, Streptophyta, Zygnematophyceae, Desmidiales, Closteriaceae. The record is from the annotation of a GenBank genome assembly.
AUGGCUGCUGCAGUGGCGACUACGGAGGUCGCAGCGGACGUCAAGGAGAACCCGCUUCUGUCGCUGAAUCCCGCGUCGAUUCCGCUGUUCGACAAGAUCGAGCCCAAGGACGUGGUGCCGGGCAUGCGAGCCAUUCUCAAGGAAGUGGAGGAGCAGCUGGACGAUCUCGAGAAGAACGUGAAGCCCACGUGGGCGGGCCUCGUGGAGCCCGUGGAGCGCAUUGGCGACCGGCUGAGCAUCCCGUGGGGCGCGGUGAACCACCUGAACGCGGUGAAGAAUUCGGACGAGCUGCGGGCGGCGUUCGAGGAGGUGCAGCCGGACGUCGUCAAGCUCUCGCUGCGCCUGGGGCAGAGCCGCCCGCUCUACGACGCGUUCGUCGCCAUCAGGGCGGACGAGACGCUGUGGGAGAGCCUUAGCGUGGCACAGAAGCGCGUUGUCGAGUCCGAGCUCAUAUCUGCCAAGACGAGUGUACUGCCGCUCUUCCAAACCAUGAGUAACGACGACCCGUGGGACUUCGAUUGGAAUCCAUCCGACGAGGAAGAAGCCGGUACAGGGAAUCGCAGUUCGGUUAAGAGGUCUCGAGGUGAGGGUGGAUCGUCACGCGCUGGAAGGAGAGCUCGUUCAGCAUCCGGAGCGCGUGCUAAGAUUCCCCCUCUGGCACUCACACUCGAGCCCACGACAUCUAACAAGCAAGCUGAAGAUCCUCUCCCCGGACCUUCUGGAAGUCGUCCCGUCAUGUCGGACCCGGUCGACAAUUCUCCAAUCCCGGAACUUUUCAAGGGGUGGACGGCGUCGGCUGUAAAGGGUUUUCGCGACGAUUUCAAGGAUCUGCUUAAGGCGAAAAGCAAACUCAAGAAGAUGAAGGAACUUGACCGUCAAGGCGUGAUUCUCCACAGCAUCCGCACGAAGACCGCGGAGUUCCAGACGAAGUUUGCCUCUGUCAAGGAGAAAUCUGUUGCGUCCGUCUCAGAGAUUCACUUGGCGAAUCAAAAGCGGCUGCAAGCGGAUUUUAUCGCCUCGAAAGCACUGGAGAUUGAAGAACUUCAGAAGGCGGUGGACUCGCACGUCGUCGCUCUAGCAUCGAGGAUGGAAGAAUACAUCAAGAGCCUGAGUGCUGACCCCGACUUGGUUGUGUCUGACGCCGCCAAGGAGAAAUUCCGUGUUUUCAAGGGGCGUUGCAUCGAAAAGGCGAAUUCUGACAUCCAGACCGCAAGGGAUGAGAUUGUCAUCCGUGAGCUCGAUCGACAGAACAAGGCUGCCGCCGAAGAGUUGAAGAAAGCAGCUGCGUCCGAGGAGGUGCAGGAAAUGGAAGUGGAAGCUGGGGUUGGAGAGAUCAUGAAUCAGCACGCGAAGCGGAUUGAAGACAAGAUUCGGAGGGAGAUGAUUCCGAAGAUUGAGGCCAAUCUGAUGAAGAAGCUGCUGAAAAAUCUUUCGUUGGGAAAACAGGAUUCCCCCCAGGCUCCUGCUGCUGACGCGAAGCCGAAGAAUGCCCCAGCCGGAAAACCGAUGCACACUACUCCGAUGGAAAAGGAGCGCCACUCAGGGAGUACGGCCGGGAAUUCCAAGCCGAAAAAGAAGCGCGGGGGUAAGAAGAAGAAGAAGGACGGCACCCAGGACCAGCAGGCGAAAGGCCGGGCAGCAGACGUGAAGGCCAAGGGACCAAAAAACGGCGGAGGCGGCCCAGGAAAAGGGCCGCACAAGAACUAA